CCAGUUUUCCCAGGUGCAAGAGAAAGCGUCCAUAGUUUCAGUUCCAAGCAACUGGAGGCAACAGGUUAGGAUUUAAGAUGGCGGGGACAGCGCGCCACGACCGAGAGAUGGCAAUUCAGGCCAAGAAAAAGCUCACCACGGCCACCGACCCCAUUGAAAGACUCCGACUGCAGUGCCUGGCCAGGGGCUCUGCCGGCAUCAAAGGACUCGGCAGAGUGUUUCGAAUUAUGGAUGACAAUAACAACCGAACCCUUGAUUUCAAAGAAUUUGUGAAAGGGUUAAAUGAUUAUGCUGUGGUCAUGGAAAAGGAAGAGGCAGAAGAGCUUUUUCAGAGGUUUGAUAGAGAUGGAAAUGGAACAAUAGACUUCAAUGAAUUUCUUCUCACAUUAAGACCUCCAAUGUCCAAAGCCAGAAAAGAGGUAAUUAUGCAAGCUUUUAGAAAGUUAGACAAGACUGGAGAUGGUGUCAUAACAAUUGAAGACCUUCGCGAGGUAUAUAAUGUAAAACACCAUCCAAAAUACCAAAAUGGGGAGUGGACCGAGGAACAAGUAUUCAGGAAAUUUCUGGAUAACUUCGAUUCACCCUAUGACAAAGAUGGAUUGGUGACGCCCGAGGAGUUCAUGAACUACUACGCAGGCGUAAGCGCGUCCAUUGACACCGACGUGUACUUCAUCAUCAUGAUGAAAACCGCCUGGAAGCUCUAAGUGUUUCCCAAGAAGACUUUUUGAACUAUUAUGCGGGUGUUAGUGCUUCUAUUGACACCGAUGCCUAUUUCAUUUUGAUGAUGAAAAAAUCUUGGAGAUUAUGACUUUUGUCUAUUUUGGAAAUCAGGGACUCUCAGAGAGUGGAAUCAGUUUGAGAGAAGCCCAAUGCUAUCUAUGAUUUUGAUAAGGUAUAAACUAAAGUUUCUGAAAGAUCUAGAAUUUUAAGAGCAAUAGAUCUUUGGUCAUCUUACUUAAUUACCUGGAAUGUGUUUAUCUCCAUAAAUACUUGAGGAUAUAUUUUCAGAUCAAAAAGGAAGGAAGGAAGGAAGAAGGAAGAAAGGAAGAAAGAAAACCAAUGAAGUGAGAUGGGAAGUGGUUCCUAGGUAAAAUAAUGUACUUGUUCUUAUAGGUGUUCCUCUUAUAGGUGUAAAUGUAGCUGUUUCCCCACACCUUCAUUUUGUCUACUGUCUGGGAUCUCUAUAGCAGAUGGUGAUAAUAAAAGGAUUAGAGGAACUUCUGUGUCAAAUGCCCUGAGCUUAUUUAUUUUAUUCUUUC
Molecule: messenger RNA, 1259 nt
Organism: Lemur catta (Ring-tailed lemur)
Lineage: Eukaryota; Metazoa; Chordata; Mammalia; Primates; Lemuridae
Gene: CAPSL
Product: calcyphosine like
Exons: 6
Coding region: 78-704 (208 amino acids)
Molecular function (GO): calcium ion binding
Source: RefSeq, a predicted model, not a curated record